Molecule: messenger RNA, 393 nt
Organism: Mercenaria mercenaria
Lineage: Eukaryota; Metazoa; Mollusca; Bivalvia; Venerida; Veneridae
Product: metallothionein-1-like
Exons: 1
Coding region: 1-393 (130 amino acids)
Source: RefSeq, a predicted model, not a curated record
AUGCUCUCAAAUCUGCUGCUGUUGCAGUGUGCUGAGAAGAUUAUAAUGCUCUCAAUCCUCUGCUGUUGCAGUGUUGCUGAUGAAGAUAUAAUAAUCUCUCAAUCCUGCUGCUGUUGCAGUGUUGCUGAUGAAGAUUAUAAUAAUGCUCUCAAAUCCUGCUGCUGUUGCAGUGUUGCUGAUGAAGAUUAUAAUAAUGCUCUCAAAUCCUGCUGCUGUUGCAGAGUUGCUGAUGAUGAUUAUAAUAAUGCUCCCAAAUACUGCUGCUGUUGCAGUGUUGCUGAUGAAGAUUAUAAUAAUGCUCUCAAAUCCUGCUGCUGUUGCAGUGUUGCUGAUGAUGAUUAUAAUAAUGCUCUCAAAUCCUGCUGCUGUUGCAGAGUUGCUGAUGAAGAUUAG